This is a messenger RNA of Austrofundulus limnaeus, 2960 nucleotides long. RefSeq names its product lysyl oxidase homolog 4. Gene Ontology annotation, biological process: peptidyl-lysine oxidation; collagen fibril organization. Gene Ontology annotation, cellular component: membrane. The transcript has 15 exons. Bases 88 to 2832 code for a protein of 914 amino acids. NCBI's taxonomy places the organism in Eukaryota, Metazoa, Chordata, Actinopteri, Cyprinodontiformes, Rivulidae. Gene Ontology annotation, molecular function: copper ion binding; protein-lysine 6-oxidase activity. The record is from RefSeq and is a predicted model, not a curated record.
AGGAGAAUAGAGACACAGCAGGACCAAAGUCCCAGUUUUCUCUCCUUUCUUUCUCUCAUUGACUCCAGGGUGAGAGCAACAGAAAGGAUGCUGCCUCUCAGUUCCUUGUCCACGCUCCUUGUCCUGCUUCUCCUCUGCCCCCCUCAGCUGUCGGCACAGAGCGUACAGAUACGUCUGGCGGGGCAAAAUCGGCGAAAUGCGAACGAGGGUCGAGUGGAGAUCUUCUACGAUGGAUCGUGGGGCACAGUGUGCGACGAUGAUGUGAAUAUUAACCUGGCCAAUGUUCUGUGCAGGCAACUCGGCUUUCAGCGUGGCCUUACCUGGGCCCACAGUGCCAAGUUUGGUCAGGGUCAAGGUCUAAUCUGGUUGGACAAUGUGCGCUGCCAAGGCUCUGAGCUCUCUAUUACAGAAUGUCAUUUCAAUGGUUGGGGAGUCAAUGACUGCACCCAUGCUGAGGAUCUAGGGGUCAUCUGUAGCCCAGAAAGGAGAUCUGGUUUCCCUGCUGUCACUCUAGAAGAAGCACCUUUAUCCCCCAGGACGCAGCCGAGCCAACAAAGAAGCCCACCAUCACAGUCUCAGUCCCCUGCAGCUCCACCUGCACCCCCCGCAAACAUUCCCAUUAACCCYGCAAGAGGCCACGAGAUCGCCCUCCACCGCAACCCAUCCACCGCUCAUCGCAGCAACAUCUCCCCGCGAGAAAACGGCCACGAGAUCCAGCUCCUGAGGCGAAAUCGAGGAGGUUCGAGGACAAACCAACAGAACAGGCCGGCUUUGCCCCAAGGACACCAGCUGCCCUCACGUCUGAUAAACAUCGAGGCCUACAGGCAGAGACAGGAGACAGCAAGGACCAGUCCACAGGCUGUGACACGGGAGGCAGAAGAGCAGGUGGACGGGCAGCCGCAACCCCAGCCUCACUCACAGCUCCAGUCUGAGAGAACCAGUGACAGGCAGCAGCAGUUCAGUGGGAACCACGUUGAACCAGAUCCAGUUUAUCCAGACUUGGAGCAGGAGACUGAUGCACAUUAYACACAGGGAUCUGAGAGGGUCYACUUAGAGGAGGCUCGUCUACGUCCCGUCCUGUCUACCAACCAAGGUGGCCUGGUGACAGAGGGAGUGCUGGAAGUGAAGCAUGCUGGGAAAUGGCGUCAUGUGUGCAACCAGGGCUGGGACUUGAGCAGCAGCAGAGUCGUAUGUGGCAUUUUGGGAUUUCCUGCAGCUGAACCAAUUGAUCAAACCGCCUACAGGAAACUUUGGGACUCCAAGUUAGCCGACCCUUCAUCAAGACUGAGGACGCAGAUCAGUAAGAAGGCUUACUGGGUGGAGAAGGUGCAGUGCCAGGGUCAGGAGGUGUCCUUAGCACAGUGCGUAGCCCACCUCCCCAGGAGUGAUGYUCCAUGCAGGGGGGGCAUGCACGCUGUGGUCCGCUGCACCCCUGGCUUCCAGCUGCCACAACACGGCAGAGCUCCAGCUCCUCCAGCUGUAACGCCUGUAGUUCGUCUGAAGGCCGGGCCUCGUCUUGGAGAGGGUCGAGUCGAAGUGCUGAAGGAGGGCAAGUGGGGCACAGUGUGUGACCACCUGUGGGACUUGGCUGCAGCGAGCGUGGUCUGCAGAGAACUGGGCUUUGGGACGGCUAAAGAGGCUCUGACCAGGGCUCAACUUGGGCAGGGUACCGGUCCCAUCCACAUGAACAGCGUUCAGUGCACUGGCAGGGAGAGGUCAAUCACAGAUUGUCGCUACAGCCCCGUGCCUCUGUACACCUGCAAACACAAUCAAGACGUAGCCGUGCGCUGCAACGUCCCCAACACUGGCGUUCAGGCCACUGUGCGUCUGGCAGGGGGCAGAGAUCCUGGGGAGGGCCGUGUAGAGGUGCUGAUGGAGGUUGGAGGAGUGAAGCGUUGGGGUUCGGUCUGCAGCGAGAACUUUGGUCUCAACGAAGCCAUGGUGGUCUGCCGACAACUGGGUUUGGGAUUUGCCUCCAGAGCUCAUCAGGAGACCUGGUACUGGCCGGGGUCUUCAGAUGCCAGUGAGGUGCUACUWAGUGGGACUCACUGCAUCGGCACCGAGAUGUCUGUCCAGCAGUGUCGCAGAAAUACCCAUGUCUACUGUCCCCGAGGAGGAAAUGGCAGAGCUGCAGGAGUCACGUGUGUUGAGACUGCUCCUGACCUGGUGGUGGAUGCUCAGCUUGUCCAGGAGACGGCCUACUUGGAGGACCGACCGCUCCACCUGUUGACCUGCGCUAACGAGGAGAACUGCCUGUCGUCCUCUGCUGCCAGGAUGAACUGGCCCUACGGCUACCGGCGCCUACUGCGCUUCUCCUCCCGCAUUAUGAACAUGGGCCUCGCUGACUUCAGGCCACGAGCCACCAGAGACAGCUGGACAUGGCAUCAGUGCCACAGGCACUACCACAGUAUUGAGGUGUUCACCCACUAYGACCUCCUCACUCUCAAUGGGACAAAAGUAGCCGAAGGUCACAAAGCCAGUUUUUGUUUGGAGGAUACCUACUGUCCUGAGGGCCUCCAUAAGCGAUUUGCCUGCUACAACAUGGGAGAUCAGGGGAUCUCUGUGGGCUGCUGGGACACGUACCGYCAUGACAUCGACUGUCAGUGGGUUGACAUCACAGACGUGCGACCUGGUGAAUACAUAUUUCAGGUGGAGGUGAACCCUUCCUUAGACAUGGCKGAGUCCGACUUCCAGAACAAUGUGAUGCGCUGUCGGUGCAAAUACGACGGAGCGCGAGUUUUCCUCUUCGGCUGCCACGCAGGCGACGGUUACAGUGCUGAAGUAGAGGACUUGUUCGACCAUCAACGUCAGAUUUCCAACAACUUCCUGUGAAACAGUGAGCACCCCAACUGAGGAACUGUACAAGUCUUCACCCCGCCUGAGAAGUCAGGGGAAGGAGGGUGAAACAUGACAUGCUAACAAUAAAGAGAGAGAUGAUAGUGAGAGGGGGGCAGGAGGGG